ACUGUUCAACGCCAUCGAGCAAACGCCGCACACAACGAUCAGCCAUCAGACUACUACAGGAUUAAUGUGUUCUAUCCAUUUAUAGAUCACGUUGUCGGUGAACUUGAAACGAGAUUUUCAGUCCAGCACGAAGGCCUGAUUACCGCUCAAAACCUGUUCCCUUUGUACUUGCCCAAGUUAACUGACAGGCAUAUCGAGAAGAUCAAGAACUACUUCAGCAAGCAUCUAGAUUUCUCGGAGAAGUCUAAUUUUGACGCAGAGCUGGCAAGGUGGAGGAUGAAACACGCGAUGGAGCCAGAGUCAGAACAAGAGGGAGCAAUGCCUGAUUGCAGUCCGCAAGAAUUUCCCGCCAUUCACAAGGUGCUGUCGAUCUAUCUAACCACGCCUGUCGGAAGCGUCAGUUGCGAACGCUCCUUCUCAGCACUACGCCGUCUAAAGUUAUGGACUCGGUCAUCAAUGAGAGAAAAUCGAUUAAGUGGCCUUGCUAUGCUGUUAAUUCAUCGCGGAACGGACUUCAUUCCCACUCCAAAAGAGAUCUAUGACAUGAAGUCAAAUUGGAGAAGAAUCUAG
Porites lobata is the source of this 570-nucleotide messenger RNA. NCBI's taxonomy places the organism in Eukaryota, Metazoa, Cnidaria, Anthozoa, Scleractinia, Poritidae. The record is from the annotation of a GenBank genome assembly.